UGCUGCUAAAUAUCAAAUUACCCCAUACAUUCCUUAACAUCCAGGUUCUUACCACUUCAUGUGUAAUACCUAACCUAAUCAUCAUAUCCGUUCUCCCAUCACACAUCAUCGCAUCACGCAUUAACUUCGCCAUUACCAUCGCCAUCGUAGUUUACGCACUUACAAUAUUAAUAUCUCAAGUUCAUUCAAUACAUCAAUCCCCAUGGUUCCGCUACUACUCCAUCCAACAAACUUGUAGAAGAGCAUUGUUAUGGCUCGAAUAUCCCGCCUCGUCGUUGGCGCUCUGCUGCUUGUCAGCGGCGUCGCGGCCGAUGAGGCUUAUACGCCAAAACAUGAAGCUGGCCGUUGCGCCAUGCGAGGUCAUUGCGGCAAGAAGAGUUGGUUUGGUAAACAGCUCCCAUGUGUUGAUAACGAAUUAGCUACUACUCCUGAUCCCGAGUUCGCCAAAAACAUUGAGGCGGUAUGCGGCGCGAAAUGGAAAGAUAGCAAGGUCUGCUGUAGCCCAGAACAGCUUGAUGCACUCAAGUCUGAGCUAUCAACCCCGAAUCAGAUCAUCGGUUCCUGUCCCGCUUGCAAAGAAAACUUCUAUAAUCUCUUUUGCUCCUUCAGUUGCUCCCCGGACCAGUCGCUGUUCAUAAACGUAACCAAAACAAUCGAGAAGAAUGGGAAAACCUUGGUUGCCGAGGUAGACCAGUUGAUAUCCAAGGAAUAUGGCGAGGGCUUCUACGAUAGUUGUAAAGAAGUCAAGUUCGGCGCUUCGAACUCCAAGGCUAUGGACUUCAUUGGCGGCGGUGCGAAGAACUACACUCAACUCCUUAAAUUCCUUGGGGACGAGAAAGCAAUCGGGUCACCCUUUCAGAUUAACUUCCCCGUGGAGUAUACCGAGCCCCGUAUGGCACCGCGCGACAUGAAGCCCAAAAAGUGCAACGACGAAGAUCCCAAUUUCCGAUGUUCGUGUGUCGACUGUCCUGCUGUAUGUCCGGAACUGCCGGAUGUGAAACAAGCGGGAUCAUGUCGAGUCGGUGUUCUCCCCUGCCUAUCUUUCGCCUCGAUAUUUACCUAUGGAAUAUUACUCUUCACCCUCAUCGUCGCCCUAGUCGGUCACGUUGCUUGGAUGAAGCAUGCGCAGCGGCGGAGUGAACGGCUUCACCUGCUGCACGGUGCUGAGCCCAGUGACGAUGAAGAUGAAGGCGACCUCGUUCGUAAUGGAGCUAUGCUCGACCGACCGCAAAGAAACUACGCGAUAAAUACUUGGUGCGAUACUACAUUUAGCAAGCUCGGCCAUCUCUGCGCAAGAUUCCCGGGAAUUACGAUAUUCCUCAGUUUGAUAUUAGUCAUUGUCCUCAGCGUUGGCUGGGUCAAAUUUGAUGUGGAAAAGGAUCCCGCAAGACUGUGGGUUAGCCCAGACUCGGCGGCGGCUCAGGAGAAGGCCUUUUUUGACGAACAUUUUGGUCCAUUUUAUCGCGCAGAGAAAGUGUUCCUAGUGAAUGACACCAACCCAUAUGGUCCUUCCCCAGUCUUAAGCUACGACACAUUACUAUGGUGGUCAGAGGUGGAGGCCAGCGUCAAGCAGCUUAAGGGCAAAAAGUUUAGCACUAGUUUCCAGGACGUGUGCUUCAAACCGACCGGACCUGCUUGUGUUGUGCAGUCUGCAACGGUUUACUUCGAUGGCACGAAGAAUUGGCAGUCGCAGUUCAAGGAAUGUGCCGAGUCUCCUGUGAAUUGCCGGCCUGAUUUUGGACAACCCAUAGAGCCAAAUAUGAUCCUGGGUGGCUACAACAGUAUGGACGAUAUCACCGAAGCACGAGCUAUGACAGUAACCUGGGUUGUCAACAACCAUGCCGAAGGCAGUUCAGAGCUUGAACAUGCUAUGGAUUGGGAGCGGUCUCUAAAAGACCGACUACUGGAUGUUCAAAAGGAAGCAGCAGAUCGGGGCCUUCGACUUUCCUUCUCUACAGAAGUCAGUUUGGAGGAAGAGUUGAACAAGUCGACCAAUUCGGACGCCACAAUUAUUGUCAUCAGUUAUCUUGUCAUGUUCGUCUAUGUGUCGCUUGCUCUGGGAUCAUCCACCAUGACUCUCCGCGAACUACUUAGGAACCCAUCUGUUGCCUUGGUCCAGAGCAAAUUCACACUCGGUCUCAUUGGUAUUCUGAUUGUCUUAAUGUCUAUUACCUCGUCGAUUGGGCUGUUCUCUUGGGCAGGUAUCAAGGCUACGCUCAUCAUCGCUGAAGUUAUCCCUUUUAUUGUGUUGGCUGUUGGAGUAGACAACAUUUUCUUGAUCGUCCACGAGUUUGAACGUGUCAACCUCAGUCACCCAGAUGCUAUGGUCGAGGAGAGGAUAGCCAGAGCACUCGGGCGAAUGGGCCCUUCAAUCCUUUUCUCGGCGAUUACAGAAACCGUCUCCUUUGCUCUCGGCGCUUUCGUAGGAAUGCCAGCUGUCAGAAAUUUCGCCGUCUAUGCCGCAGGUGCUGUGUUCAUCAACGCGCUACUUCAGAUGACGCUUUUCAUCUCCAUCUUAUCUUACAACCAAAUGCGCACCGAAGACAACAGAGCAGACUGCUUCCCCUGUGUCCAGGUCAAGGCAGCCCGUGUUCACUUAAGCGGUAGCAACGGUCCUGGCGGCCCUCGCCCGUAUGAUGUACCGGAUGAGAGUUGGUUACAGCAAUUUAUUCGAAAAUGCUAUGCGCCUGCUCUCCUCGGCAAGAAAGUCAAAGUUUUCGUCAUUGCAGCAUUCCUCGGGCUCCUUGCGGCGGCUAUUGCUUUGAUGCCGUACGUAAAACUUGGCUUGGACCAGCGAGUUGCUCUACCCGAUGAUUCCUAUCUCAUCGACUAUUUCAAUGACAUGUACAGCUACAUGGAUACCGGUCCACCUGUUUAUUUUGUCACCAAAGAUUUGAAUGCAACGUACCGCGCCGGGCAGCAAGAGGUUUGCUCGCGCUUCACAUCUUGCGAACAAUUGUCCCUCACGAAUAUACUAGAACAAGAGCGAAAACGGCCGGACGUUUCUUACAUCUCCUCGCCGACUGCAAGCUGGCUCGAUGACUUCUUCCUCUGGCUUAACCCAGACUUUGAAGCUUGCUGCAAGGAAGACCGUAAGGUGUGCUUUGCUGAUCGGGACCCAUCCUGGAACAUCACUCUGAACGGCAUGCCUGAAGGAGAUGAAUUCGUCCAUUACCUACAGAAAUACCUACAGUCUCCCACCACGGAUGACUGCCCUCUGGCUGGCCAGGCCUCGUACAGCCAGGCUGUUGUCGUAGAUAGUGAACGACUCACUAUCUCGGCGAGCCAUUUCCGAACCAUGCAUAAGCCACUGCGUAGUCAAGACGACUUUAUUAAUGCCUACGCAUCAGCUCGCCGCAUUGCUAAUGAUAUCAGUGCUCAAACGGGCGUCGAAGUUUUCCCUUACAGCGUCUUUUAUGUAUUCUUCGAUCAGUAUGCGAGCAUCGUCAAUCUGGCUGGUGCGCUCCUCGGCUCCGCGGUAGCUAUCAUAUUCGUCGUGUCAACCAUUCUUUUGGGUUCAGUCGCCACCGCGCUCGUGGUCACUCUAACCGUUGCCAUGACGGUUGUGGACAUCAUUGGCGCGAUGGCGGCCUUCGACGUGUCGCUUAACGCUGUGUCUUUAGUAAAUCUGAUCAUCUGCGUGGGUAUCGCAGUUGAGUUCUGCGCCCACAUCGCCCGCGCUUUCAUGUUCCCAUCGGGUUCCGUAAUGGAGCGGGCUAAGAAUCGCUUCCGUGGUAGGGACGCCCGGGCUUGGACGGCGCUUGUCAACGUGGGUGGCUCUGUUUUUAGUGGCAUCACCAUCACCAAACUGCUUGGCGUCUGCGUCCUAGCCUUUACCCGGUCCAAGAUCUUCGAGAUUUACUACUUCCGCGUCUGGCUCGCGCUUGUUGUCCUCGCAGCUACGCAUGCCCUCAUCUUCUUGCCCGUGGCGCUCUCGCUCUUUGGUGGAGAAGGAUACGUGGACCCUGAGAGUGAAGGGGGGCUUGUCGAGGAUCUAGCCAGCAGAAGAUAUAGAGCCCUCGUCCCAGAUGACAUGAGCGACUCGGACGAUGACGAGUAGGAGUAAUAGUAAGACGAGAGGCAGAAAGAGGGAAGGAAGUAGGGGUGGUUGAAGAUGUAAAUUACAGGCGAAAUUUGCAAGUCCAACAAACAGUGCAUUGUUCUGGGUUACUAGGAGUAAAAGAGGGAAACAAACGAAUCAGGGCUAAAUUGGGAUGGUAUAUUAUUGUAUUGAUUGUAUUGGACAAGUGGAUAAUGGCGAAGCUUCCCCAGUAGCUCUCACUGAGGCUAUAAUAUGUAGAAGGGGGAAGGAGAGAGAAAUAAGAACGAAGCUGGGGGGUUUUCUUUUUGGAAUAUCUAGUAACUUUUAACUCACUUACAACCAGCCAGUAGACAGAUAGCAUAAAAGCAAUCGAUGCGAUUCAUCCA
Messenger RNA from Hypoxylon fragiforme, 4428 nucleotides. RefSeq names its product patched sphingolipid transporter. Gene Ontology annotation, molecular function: lipid carrier activity. Gene Ontology annotation, cellular component: membrane. The record is from RefSeq and is a predicted model, not a curated record. The transcript has 2 exons. NCBI's taxonomy places the organism in Eukaryota, Fungi, Ascomycota, Sordariomycetes, Xylariales, Hypoxylaceae. Bases 251 to 4060 code for a protein of 1269 amino acids.